Messenger RNA from Salmo salar (Atlantic salmon), 3401 nucleotides. The record is from RefSeq and is a predicted model, not a curated record. Lineage: Eukaryota; Metazoa; Chordata; Actinopteri; Salmoniformes; Salmonidae.
UGCAGCCUUGGGAAUCGAAUUUUCUCUCCGCAACUCCUUAGUCAUGAUCUCUGCACUACAACAAAGUAGUCUAACUGUACUGUAGACUACAACAUUUCAUUCCAUACAAAGAAACAAUAGCUUCCACAAUGGAUCGGGACAAAGCUAGCCCGUCCCUCUCCAUCCUCCCGGAGUCCCCAGAUCAUUCGCCUCCCUGUACUUUACUGCUGGGUCUGGUCGUCUGCAGGAAAACACCAGGGCAGAGUGGAACUGAGAGAGGAAAAGGAGAAGAGGAACAUGGAGAUUUGAUUUCAUUAAGUAAGAACCAUGGGGACAUCCCAAAUCGUUGCUCUCUCAGUGGAAGGAGCUUAUCAUCUGUGGAACCUCAACAACAUCAUGAUGCUGACAAGAAAGAGAAGACUCUCUCCAGAUCAGAACACUUCAAGAAACACCGGCAGAGACGAAUAGGGAAGAAACCUCACCACUGCUGUUCUGACUGUGGGAAGAGUUUUGCUAAACAGAUGGAAAUGUUGAUUGAUGACCCGAUUCACAAUAGAGAGAAACCGUACCACUGCUCUCACUGUGGGAAGAGUUUAGCUGCAUCUAAAAUCUUAAAAUCUCAUCAGAGAAUUCAUACAGGGGAGAGGACUUACACCUGCUUUGAUUGUGGGAAAUACUUCAGUCGUUCAGGAGACCUGACUGCACACCAACGCAUACACACAGGAGAGAAGCCUUAUAGCUGUGAUCAGUGUGGGAAGAGCUUCAAUCAUUCAGGAUCCCUAACUAAACACGAACGCAUACACACAGGAGAGAAGCCUUAUAGCUGUGAUCAGUGUGGGAAGAGCUUCAAUCAAUCAGGAUCCCUGACUACACACCAAUGCAUACACACAGGAGAGAGACAUUAUAGCUGUGAUCAGUGUGGGAAGAGCUUCCGUCAUUCAGGAUCCCUGACUACACACCAACGCAUACACACAGGAGAGAAACCUUAUAGCUGUGAUCAGUGUGGGAAGAGCUUCAAUCAUUCAGGAUCCCUGACUAAACACCAACGCAUACACACAGGAGAGAAGCCUUAUAGCUGUGAUCAGUGUGGGAAGAGCUUCAAUCAUUCAGGAUCCCUGACUACACACCAAUGCAUACACACAGGAGAGAAGCCUUAUAGCUGUGAUCAGUGUGGGAAGACCUUCCGUCAUUCAGGAUCCCUGACUACACACCAACGCAUGCACACAGGAGAGAAGCCUUAUGGCUGUGAUCAGUGUGGGAUGAGCUUCAAUCAUUCAGGAAACCUGACUACACACCAACGCAUACACACAGGAGAGAAGCCUUAUAGCUGUGAUCAGUGUGGGAAAAGUUUCAGUCGAUCAGGAGCCCUGACUACACACCAACGCAUACACACAGGAGAGAAGCCUUAUAGCUGUGAUCAGUGUGGGAAGAGCUUCAAUCAAUCAGGAGCCCUGACUACACACCAACGCAUACACACAGGAGAGAAGCCUUAUAGCUGUGAUCAGUGUGGGAAGAGCUUCAAUCAUUCAGGAGCCCUGACUACACACCAACGCAUACACACAGGAGAGAAGCCUUAUAGCUGUGAUCAGUGUGGGAGGAGCUUCAAUCAUUCAGGAUCCCUGUCUACACACCAAUGCAUACACACAGGAGAGAAGCCUUAUAGCUGUGAUCAGUGUGGGAAGAGCUUCAGUCAAUCAGGAGCCCUGACUGCACACCAACGCAUACACACAGGAGAGAAGCCUUAUAGCUGUGAUCAGUGUGGGAAGAGCUUCAAUCGAUCAGGAGACCUGACUGCACACCAACGCAUACACACAGGAGAGAAGCCUUAUAGCUGUGAUCAGUGUGGGAAGAGCUUCAAUCGAUCAGGAGCCCUGACUACACACCAACGCAUACACACAGGAGAGAAGCCUUAUAGCUGUGAUCAGUGUGGGAAGAGCUUCAAUCAAUCAGGAGACCUGACUGCACACCAACGCAUACACACAGGAGAGAAACCUUAUAGCUGUGAUCAGUGUGGGAAGAGCUUCAAUCAUUCAGGAUCCCUGACUAAACACCAACGCAUACACACAGGAGAGAAGCCUUAUAGCUGUGAUCAGUGUGGGAAGAGUUUCAAUCAUUCAGGAUCCCUGACUAAACACCAACGCAUACACACAGGAGAGAAGCCUUAUAGCUGUGAUCAUUGUGGGAAGAGCUUUGCUCUAUCCGGAAACCUGACUACACACCAACGCAUACACACAGGAGAGAAGCCUUAUAGCUGUGAUCAGUGCGGGAAGAGUUUCAGGAAGAUAGAAUACUUGACUAUACACCAGCGCAUACACACAGGAGAGAAGCCUUAUAGCUGUGAUCAGUGUGGGAAGAGUUUUUCUCAGAAUUCCACCCUGACUACACACCAGAUCACACACACAGGAGAGACACCUUACUCCUGUCUAUGUGGAAAGAGCUUUGCUCGUUCAGGGUCUCUGAAAAAACACCAGAAAGCACAAACAUGUAAUAUUUUAUGUCCGUCCUCUCCGGCACUGGUUCCAGAUCCCUAAAUAAAGUUUCAAUGGAAAACAUCUUGUCAUGAGUCAUCCAUCUCCCAUUCUCUAACAGUUUACUAAGUCUGACUACCAUGGUAACCAGUGUAGCAUAAUAUGCAGCUCUGGAUCCGUAUGUAUUAAGCGUCUUGGAGUAGGAGUGCUGAUGUGGGGUGGGGGUAUCUUAUUUCAUUAAUUCCUAUUAUCCAUUAAAUAUAUGUUUUUAAAAUCUCUAUUUUUAUAAGGAUCACAGGCCUUUUGUAUAAAGAUGUUCACAUAUUUAUUGUAAAACCCUUCACCAGGUUUUAGUGUAGCUGAUGGGACAUAUGGAAGUACAGAAGACAUAGGACUAUUACUGUGGUCAAAUUAUGUUGUUGCAUUUAUUUUAAAGGAUUUUAUUUGUGAUAUCUUUGAACUUUCCUUAUUGUAUAUUAAGUGUGGUCCAGAAAGAUGUUCACACAUUUUAUUGUGAAUCGAAUGAUGUGUUGGUUGUUAGGAAGAGGCAUCAUGAGGGCAGGAAGCCAGCUCUGCCCAUCAGUACUUAUAGGUCAUGUCAACCACAGACCUCACACUCUUCUGUUUUCUCACGGCCAGUAAGGUCUCCUACCAAACUCCUCUCUUCACACUGGAAAUACACUUGAUAAUAUCUUGUACCUUACCAUUGGUGAUUUGUUACGCAGAACGAAUGCUUGCAUGUAAAUGUCAUUGUAAAACAUAUCUGGAAUGUGGUUUCAUGUUUUCUUGUUUUGUUUUACAUUGCUGAUUGCAUUUACACUUUUUUUUUAAAAUAUGUAUUUUUUAAAUGUUUAGCUGAAUUAUGUUGAAUUGACCAAUUAGUUGUUGCCCUGUGUCCCAACACUCAAUGUUGUAGUCAUGGUACUGAGAUUAAAACAGGUUUAAAACAUUCAA